Messenger RNA from Ornithodoros turicata, 2356 nucleotides. RefSeq lists its product as uncharacterized. Bases 328 to 1596 code for a protein of 422 amino acids. NCBI's taxonomy places the organism in Eukaryota, Metazoa, Arthropoda, Arachnida, Ixodida, Argasidae. The record is from RefSeq and is a predicted model, not a curated record. The transcript has a single exon. Gene Ontology annotation, molecular function: protein binding.
CCCGUUUGUUACGUGUUUAAUUCGAAUGUGGCAAAUUUACUGGCUUUCACUCCAACUGUGAUUAUAAUGUCGAAUCUACCACGAAGAUUGCGAAAUCUGUAAACGCAUAUAUGUCAACAAGAUGGAGUCUGUCAUGAAGUGCGUUGUGUUUUCGUUUGUUCAUAAGUUGUGUUUGGUCGCUACCUGUUGUCAUCGUCCUUCGGGAGUCUGAUACAAAACGGCGUUUUGCUCUUCAUCUUGCCGAACCUGCAACUGCCACUAUUCGCAAGCACGAAAGAUCCCACACGAGACGCGACUUCGUGAGCAACCCAAAGCAACAUCUGUGACAUGGGUAGACUACCUCCCUUUUCGUCUUUGCCCGACCUUGCAAUCUACAAAAUUUGUACGUCACUCUCCUCACCGUUCGACUUGCUCAACUUCGGCUGCACUUGCCGCCGUCUGCACGAAGUUUCGUCCAGUAACAGCUUGUGGUUGCGGCUAGCUGUCGACUGGUGCGACGGUAUGUGGCACUGGAUCGACCCUCUGCCCACGAGCGACAACCCAAAGGAAUGGCUCCUGCAAGUACUGCACGCAGCCACCUUCGGCUCAACACCAAGCACGAGACGUGUUUGUGAUUUGGGGGGUGGCGAAAAAUGGGAACGCACCGAAAGCUUACGCUUUCGUUGCAAGCUCGGAAUGUUGCGAUGGGCGUACAAGGACACCGACGACGCGGCGCCACUGACAGUGCUACUACGACGCUGGGUAUACGACAUGGCUCUAUAUCGCCGUUCACGCAAGGCUGUGUCAUUCGGCGGCAACAGCUUGAAGUUGAGCGACGCCAGCAUCUCCGAGCUGGCCACCCUGGGAGAAGCCAAGGAACACGACUUACGAACGAGAAGGCACAAGAACCUCAAUCCCCGCUACUAUGUCAAACGGAUAGCGACGGCGAGCGACGGCUGGCUCGAGGACCUCUUUCCCUCGGGGCCCCGCGGGACCCUCUGUCCCAUGCUGGUGUGUCCCUCGGAAGGAGGAUUCCCCGCAGAGUCUUCGGGGAUAUCGGGGGCGGUACUCUGCGUUUCUAAGGUUUUCACCAGACACAUGGUACCCAUUCUAUUGGACAGUCGGAUCACUUUGAACCAGAUGGCUACCUCGAUACGCAAGGCCUGCAGAUCGCUGCAGCUCCACCUCUACGGCCACCUGGUGGAGAUUCGGCACCGGUGGCCCACACAGCCCAUUGCCAACGCCGUGUUCAGCAUGGCGGAGGCGGGCUGGCCGGGUCUCGAUGUCCCCGAUGCCGAGGCGGAAUUGGACGUGUACGACAUCCGUUUGACAUGGCAGUGGGUGAUGCAGGAAUGCGCGCUGCUCAUCCGCGAACGACAGUGGUUAGACGCGAUUUUAGACGAUACGAGGAGGCGUUGGCGGCGCAUGCUUAUUCCAGAGAUAAUGCUCGUCCUGCACCAGCAGGGGGACCAGAAGAACGAAGUCACGCGGCUGAACCUGACGGACUGCGACGCGAUCGGAGGCGACAACCAUGUCCAGGAAAUGGCGGCGGCGGCUUUUGUGUCCUCGCACGGGGUGUUCGUCGCCUGGCAGCUCAUUGGUCGGGGACGGAUCUGAGGUUCGCGGGAUUGGUAAAAUUUUCGUGCCCGAAUUUGCUGCUCACGAGAACGCACACUUGUCUGGAUAGCACAAUACGAAGAUAGUGUUGCUGGAAAACAGAACUUGCAAGCUGAAAAGUAGUACUUUACUUUACUUUUAUACUGGGGUGCAGCCAGUUUUUCUUUCGUUUACUGCCGCAGAGCAUGCUCAAAGAACGAAACGAGAUAUUGUUGUCUCGCUGUUCUUUCUUUUUCACUGUUUCCUGUAUAGUAUAUAUAGUUUUUAUAGCGGAAAGUUUUUAUGUCCGAUUGCGCGCGACAUUGUUACCGCAGUGGCGAUGUAAAGUCUAGAAUUGGUAGUUAUACGAAACAUACCUUUAGGUGACUUCCAUUUACGCGGGGCUCUUCCAGGUCAUGUUUUCUUCCAUGUUGUUGCUGUUCUCAUAUUGUCAAAGUACCUCCAUGGUGUACUUUAUUUUUAUCGUGUAUCCCAUUGCUGUUUCUUACGGUUAAGGCAGCGAUUGUUAAAUGCAUAUUUUUGUAUCGUAGCCGUGAGCGCAGUGCCACAUUUUUUUACCAGUUACAUGGCAGCCAUGUACGUAGCACAAUACCGGCACAUUUCCAUGUCUUUAUUUCUUUUUUCUCUAUGUAUACACUCGAAACCGUCUGCUCACUGGACUUUUGUAAUGUUUGCUGUGAUAUAUAUACACAGUUUUCGGUUCUGGAAAGGUGUCGUAGUUCUUCACCCUUCGAUGCUCAUUAAACUACUUUUAUUUCGA